Endocarpon pusillum Z07020 is the source of this 627-nucleotide messenger RNA. RefSeq lists its product as uncharacterized. The transcript has 2 exons. The coding region runs from base 1 to 627 and encodes 208 amino acids. The record is from RefSeq and is a predicted model, not a curated record. Lineage: Eukaryota; Fungi; Ascomycota; Eurotiomycetes; Verrucariales; Verrucariaceae.
AUGACAGUAGAACACGUUUUACUGAACUGCCCUAAGUGGUCUACAGAGAGGGAAGAGCUCAUACACCCCCUCUGUACGACCGACAUCAAGGAAAUCCUGACCUCCAAGAAGGGGUCAAAGGCAGCCAUCAGGAUGAUCCAGCAACAACGUCUACAAGGGUCAAGCGGAAAUCAGGAAGAGGAAGAGGACAGAAUGGAGGAAGAGGACAGAAUGGAGGAAGAGGACAGAAUGGAGGAAGAGGACAGAAUGGAGGAAGAGGACAGAAUGGAGGAAGAGGACAGAAUGGAGGAAGAGGACAGAAUGGAGGAAGAGGACAGAAUGGAGGAAGAGGACAGAAUGGAGGAAGAGGACAGAAUGGAGGAAGAGGACAGAAUGGAGGAAGAGGACAGAAUGGAGGAAGAGGACAGAAUGGAGGAAGAGGACAGAAUGGAGGAAGAGGACAGAAUGGAGGAAGAGGACAGAAUGGAGGAAGAGGACAGAAUGGAGGAAGAGGACAGAAUGGAGGAAGAGGACAGAAUGGAGGAAGAGGACAGAAUGGAGGAAGAGGACAGAAUGGAGGAAGAGGACAGAACAGAGGAGGAAGGAGGGGGAAGGAGAGAAAUGAAGAAGGGAGGACUGUACGAGUAG